Molecule: messenger RNA, 969 nt
Organism: Coffea eugenioides
Lineage: Eukaryota; Viridiplantae; Streptophyta; Magnoliopsida; Gentianales; Rubiaceae
Product: cold-regulated 413 plasma membrane protein 2-like
Exons: 4
Coding region: 122-742 (206 amino acids)
Cellular component (GO): membrane
Source: RefSeq, a predicted model, not a curated record
GUCAUUAUCUUUAACAAUCAAAACCUCAAUUUCCAUCCCAUUUGUUAUUGCAGAUUUAAAGCAUUUCGUAUAUUAAAUUCUCAAACAAAACUAAAGAAAAAUCGAGUAGGAGAAAUCAGCAAUGGGGAGGAGCCCAGUUGAUUAUUUGGCCAUGAAAACGGACCAAAAUCCAGUCACGGCUGAAUUGAUUGAUUCUGACAUCAAUGAAUUGAAAAUGGCAGCCAAGAAACUCUUCAACCACGCGACCAGACUCAGCGGCCUUGCUGUUGGAACAUCUUUUCUCAAAUGGGUCGCAUCUUUCGCUGCCAUUUAUCUGUUGAUAUUGGAUCGGACAAAUUGGAGGACUAACAUGCUGACUUCACUUUUAGUACCAUACAUCUUUUUCAGUUUGCCUGCAGCUCUUUUCAGCUUCUUGAGGGGAGAGUUCGGGAAGUGGGUUGCUUUCAUUGCUGUUGUACUGAGGCUUUUCUACCCUCGACAUUUCCCAGACUGGCUGGAGAUGCCUGGUGCACUAAUACUUUUGCUGGUGGUUUCCCCAAGCUUCUUUGCUCACGCCCUGAGGAACAACCUGGUUGGCGUUUUCAUAUGCCUCAUUAUCGGUUGCUAUCUCCUGCAAGAGCAUAUCCGGGCAUCUGGAGGAUUCCGUAAUUCUUUCACGCAAAAACAUGGUAUUUCUAACACCGUCGGCAUCAUCCUCUUGCUGGUGUACCCAAUCUGGUCCUUGGUACUUCACUUCCUCUGAUUUCGUUUUCGUGGAUGAUGAUGAUGCUUUGGACAUCGCUUCUUUAAACUUUCAUUGCUCCACAAGUUCAGUGAUUGAUUAGCUAUUGAAGUAAAAAUCAAAUCAAUCAAACCCGAGUAUUAAUUGUUACCCGUAGAAUAGGAAUUCUUUGCUUUCCUGUGUACUGCUUGGUUUGCAAGGGAAAGAUGACUCUGCAAAUACUCCCACAUAACUUUUUUGAUUUAUUA